Messenger RNA from Penicillium pulvis, 882 nucleotides. Its product is annotated as putative HIT finger domain protein. Gene Ontology annotation, cellular component: Swr1 complex. Gene Ontology annotation, biological process: chromatin remodeling. NCBI's taxonomy places the organism in Eukaryota, Fungi, Ascomycota, Eurotiomycetes, Eurotiales, Aspergillaceae. The coding region runs from base 1 to 882 and encodes 293 amino acids. The record is from RefSeq and is a predicted model, not a curated record. Gene Ontology annotation, molecular function: nucleosome binding. The transcript has 2 exons.
AUGUUCCGCGUCGAACUUCUGCAACACAAAGGCGCAGCCCCAGCCCCAGGCUGGAGCUACGUCGCCGACCGAGCCUUCAACCCAGCCCAAGCAGCCAUGGCCCCAACACUAAGCCGCAAACGCGGAAUCCGCGACGCCGGCAAAGGAGGCGACAUGUCCUCACGACGAGCGAACGCAAUCAUCCGCCACCUCGCGGAGCUAGACCGCGAAAACCAACGCGACGUAUCGAUCCCCGUACCAGUGAAACAAGCAAAAGAAGCCGGAGCGCGCGGUACACGCGCAAAGACAACAUCAAACGUGCGCCGAAUCCUACAAUCGCAAAAGACUUUUCGUAAUCACCUUGAUGAUGAGGAGGCUGCGAUUCAUAAUAGCAGUACUGCUGGUGGAGCGGGGGCCGGAGCCGGGCAGAAUUUGGCGGCAGCGAGGCGGAGCUCGACGCCUGUUGUGGUGGGGUCUGCUGCAGCUGGAUCUGCGGCUGCGAAGAGAAAACGUGCUUCGGCUGUUGGGACGGCUGCGUCUACGCCUACGCCUGCGCCUUCUGUCCCUGAGACUCCUGCUACGACCGCUACAGAUGUGGAGGGGGAGGAUGAUUCAGAGGGAAAGCACAAGGUUUUGAAGACGGAGUAUGACAACGAUCCUCUUUUGCGCUCAUAUGCACCGACUAUGCCUUCUGAUCGCAUUAUUCAGCGGUUACUCGCUGAGCCGCCUUUGUCUUAUAAUGCGUCGAGGGCAGGCGCGCCGAUGUCGUCUCACUCGCCGCGGCAUUUCUGUUGUAUGUGCGGAUAUUGGGGCAAGAUUCGGUGCAAGAGCUGUCAUUUGCGAACUUGUGGGCUGGAUUGUUACAAGGUGCAUGAGGAUUCGAGGUGUGGUGCGUUCUUCUAG